AUGUUCUCUUCGAGAGCACCAGCGGUAAAAGCAGAGGGAACUUUGCUGCAACCAUUACGGCCAACGAGGCCCUCUACGACAAAACCCACCAAGCCAGAUUACUUUCCCAUGUCUCUUGUACGGAAGCCCAUGGGUCCUGCGAUUUAUCCAGGGGCCGCAGCCGCAGAAGAUGUCUCAAAGGGGCUUUUGGUAAGCGAUGCAUUACACGACAUGACAUUCUACACGGGGGUCUCCGAAUCCUUGCCCGAUGCCGGACGCCCAGUGCUUAACUCGCUGUUAUUUAGUCAACGACAUGUGGUUAAUGACAGUCCUUCGGUUGAAGAAGAAAUUGCAAGUAUAAAUGAGCGCAUACGUCUAUGGCGUGCUUCCCGCCUCCAAGAAGUAUUCACGAACUACGAACACAGCAAGCAACAGGCCCUACUAGACGAGAAAGUGGAGGAGCGCAUAAAAGAGCGUCAGGCUGCGGAGCGAGAUCGCACUAUACGCCGUGUCUCUCGGAUGCUUGAUUCUCUCAUCCCCGAAUUGGAAAAGGCGAUUACAAGGACGUCUGAGGCAAAAUUAGAUGUGCUCAACGCUGCUCGACACGAGGCUCUCCUCAAAAAAUGGAAAGAGCGGGACGAGAUGCAACAACGUUUCCUGCGGGACAUGCGAAUUGCGGAACGCCGUUGGCUUGUUGACCGUCAAUUUCAAAGAAACAUGGAUGAGCGCAAUUCACUGGAUUCCCAGCAUUACUACAGUUUUUUGGAGCGCAAAAUGGAGGAACGUUUGGCGUUCCGUCAUUUGUGUGAGGCCUUCUACAACGAAAAGAUUAUUGUCGGUGUGUAUGACGAUGAAAGAGAAGUAAGGAAAAGAAUGAUUCGGCUAGAGGCUGAAGAUAGGAUUGAUAUAAGCAAAAAACUGAGUAAGUUUAUUCCUACUAAGGAAAUGGCAGUGGCUACUGAGGACAAAAGAACAGAAAAGGAUGACUCUAUAACAUCGGGCCCGAAAAACACACAAGAACCCGGGAAGAACGUGGAAAAAACUAAGGACACUCAGGCUGCCGAGCAGCAAGAGGAUGUUCAGGAACUGGUGGCCCCGGCUGAGAACGUUCGAGAACUGGUGGCUCCGACUGAGGAUGUUCAGGCCGCCAGGCAGCAGGAGGAUAUUCGGGAACUGGUGGCUCCGGCUGAGAACGUUCGAGAACUGGUGUCCCCGACUGAGGAUGUUCAGGCCGCCAGGCAGCAGGAGGAUGUUCAGGAACUGGUGGCUCCGGCUGAGAACGUUCGAGAACUGGUGUCCCCGACUGAGGAUGUUCAGGCCGCCAGGCAGCAGGAGGAUGUUCAGGAACUGGUGGCCCCGGCUGAGAACGUUCGAGAACUGGUGUCCCCGACUGAGGAUGUUCAGGCCGCCAGGCAGCAGGAGGAUGUUCAGGAACUGGUGGCUCCGGCUGAGAACGUUCGAGAACUGGUGUCCCCGACUGAGGAUGUUCAGGCCGCCAGGCAGCAGGAGGAUGUUCAGGAACUGGUGGCCCCGGCUGAGAACGUUCGAGAACUGGUGGCUCCGGCUGAGAACGUUCGAGAACUGGUGUCCCCGACUGAGGAUGUUCAGGCCGCCAGGCAGCAGGAGGAUGUUCAGGAACUGGUGGCCCCGGCUGAGAACGUUCGAGAACUGGUGGCUCCGACUGAGGAUGUUCAGGCCGCCAGGCAGCAGGAGGAUAUUCGGGAACUGGUGGCUCCGGCUGAGAACGUUCGAGAACUGGUGUCCCCGACUGAGGAUGUUCAGGCCGCCAGGCAGCAGGAGGAUGUUCAGGAACUGGUGGCUCCGGCUGAGAACGUUCGAGAACUGGUGUCCCCGACUGAGGAUGUUCAGGCCGCCAGGCAGCAGGAGGAUGUUCAGGAACUGGUGGCCCCGGCUGAGAACGUUCGAGAACUGGUGGCUCCGGCUGAGAACGUUCGAGAACUGGUGUCCCCGACUGAGGAUGUUCAGGCCGCCAGGCAGCAGGAGGAUGUUCAGGAACUGGUGGCCCCGGCUGAGAACGUUCGAGAACUGGUGGCUCCGGCUGAGGAUGUUCAGGCCGCCGAGCAGCAAGAGGAUGUUCAGGAACUGGUGUCCCCGGCUGAGGAUGUUCAGGAACUGGUGGCUCCGGCUGAGAACGUUCGAGAACUGGUGUCCCCGACUGAGGACGUUCGAGAACUGGUGUCCCCGGCUGAGGAUGUUCAGGAACUGGUGGCUCCGGCUAAGAACGUUCGAGAACUGGUGUCCCCGACUGAGAACGUUCGAGAACUGGUGUCCCCGACUGAGGAUGUUCAGGCCGCCAGGCAGCAGGAGGAUGUUCAGGAACUGGUGGCCCCGGCUGAGAACGUUCGAGAACUGGUGGCUCCGGCUGAGAACGUUCGAGAACUGGUGUCCCCGACUGAGGAUGUUCAGGCCGCCAGGCAGCAGGAGGAUGUUCAGGAACUGGUGGCCCCGGCUGAGAACGUUCGAGAACUGGUGUCCCCGACUGAGGAUGUUCAGGCCGCCAGGCAGCAGGAGGAUGUUCAGGAACUGGUGGCCCCGGCUGAGAACGUUCGAGAACUGGUGGCUCCGGCUGAGAACGUUCGAGAACUGGUGUCCCCGACUGAGGAUGUUCAGGCCGCCAGGCAGCAGGAGGAUGUUCAGGAACUGGUGGCCCCGGCUGAGAACGUUCGAGAACUGGUGGCCCCGGCUGAGAACGUUCGAGAACUGGUGGCUCCGGCUGAGGAUGUUCAGGCCGCCGAGCAGCAAGAGGAUGUUCAGGAACUGGUGGCCCCGGCUGAGAACGUUCGAGAACUGGUGGCCCCGGCUGAGAACGUUCGAGAACUGGUGGCUCCGGCUGAGAACGUUCGAGAACUGGUGUCCCCGACUGAGGAUGUUCAGGCCGCCAGGCAGCAGGAGGAUGUUCAGGAACUGGUGGCCCCGGCUGAGAACGUUCGAGAACUGGUGGCCCCGGCUGAGAACGUUCGAGAACUGGUGGCUCCGGCUGAGGAUGUUCAGGCCGCCGAGCAGUGA
This is a messenger RNA of Trypanosoma cruzi, 3006 nucleotides long. RefSeq lists its product as uncharacterized. The coding region runs from base 1 to 3006 and encodes 1001 amino acids. Lineage: Eukaryota; Euglenozoa; Kinetoplastea; Trypanosomatida; Trypanosomatidae. The transcript has a single exon. The record is from RefSeq and is a predicted model, not a curated record.